AUGCUAAGUCUGUCACGGUUACUCAUCAAAAUGAAGAGAAAGAUAGAUUUGGUUGAAGAAGAACACGAGAGUGAACAUGAAGAAAGCGAAAGUUCUGUUGAUGAAAGCGAGGAUGAAGAACCGAGAAUAAAAGAAGAACCAAGAAUAAAAGAUGUUUUGAGUCAUCUUUCCCGUGCAGUGCCGGAAAAGCGUACUUCUGAUUUGCUGCAUAGUAUGGCUGCGUCCAAAGAUAUUCUUUUCUGGACUCCCAGUGGACAAUUACGUCGAAAUAAACGCACUAUUCCCGUCACAAACAUCGCUGAGCUAGUUGAGUAUGUGUUACUCCCUCAUAACAAUGAGGUUACCAAGCCUCGUACGCUGAAUACGUUUCUAGAUGGACUUGCAGAGUUAGGAAUCGAUUAA
This is a messenger RNA of Porites evermanni, 402 nucleotides long. Lineage: Eukaryota; Metazoa; Cnidaria; Anthozoa; Scleractinia; Poritidae. The record is from the annotation of a GenBank genome assembly.